This is a messenger RNA of Arachis ipaensis, 885 nucleotides long. RefSeq lists its product as uncharacterized. The record is from RefSeq and is a predicted model, not a curated record. NCBI's taxonomy places the organism in Eukaryota, Viridiplantae, Streptophyta, Magnoliopsida, Fabales, Fabaceae.
CAUUUUGGUCCUCCAGAUUCAGCCUGUGAACCAAUUUUAUCCCUGAGAUUCUAAUUGCACUGUUUAUGUCCCCCAGAUUCCGAUUUGAGCAUCAUAAUGGUCCUUCGAAGAUUUUCCGGCGUGACUCAGCGACAGCGUUGCUUAUGUGGCACAGCCACUGCCACGUUGGACGCCGUAGUGUACAUAUGACGUGGAAUGUGUGAUAAAAUUCCCUAAUGUAGUCCCCGUCCUCAUUUUUAAACCCUAAAAUUUCGUUGGCCUUCCCAUUGAGGUUCUCUCCAUCAACGUCUUCUUCUGCAUCUCUUCUGUACACCGAUAGCUGUCCACCAUGAGAGGAAGUGGGAGCCAUGUUGCAGGAAGUUCCAACCGGUCAUCGUCGACGGAGAACUGGAGAAGAAGCACGACGCGAAGUAGGCAUGGACGGGUUCCAGACUGGUGCGGCUGUGGUUGUCGCCCGGUGCUAAGGUGGUCUGGGACGGAGUCGCAUCCUAACAAGCCCUUCUUUGGUUGCCCCAACUAUAAUACAAGUGGAAAAACAUGGUGUGGGUUAUUCGUCUGGGCUGAUUCUGUGCAAGAGGAGUUGUCUGAAGGAGCUGUUGCAGGAGAUGAUGAUGGUGACAGGAAGAUGAACUUUGCAUGGCGGAUGGGCAAGAUGGAGGCAGACAUUAGGAAUCUGAAAUUCAUAACUCAUGUUCUUGGAUUUGGGUUCUUAGUAAUUGUUGUUUUUGUAGGAUUGGUGCUAUUAAAGGGUUGAGAACAUGUCAAUGUAAUGCAGUUCCCAAAUUAAUGAAUGAAACUGUUAUGUGGUAACAUAACAAGGUUUGUGUAAAUCAUCUUACUUUGAUAUAAUAUAAUAUCCUGUUGGAUGAAGUAAAAGAACUUGUA